This is a messenger RNA of Penicillium subrubescens, 861 nucleotides long. Its product is annotated as SDR family NAD(P)-dependent oxidoreductase. The transcript is spliced from 2 exons. Lineage: Eukaryota; Fungi; Ascomycota; Eurotiomycetes; Eurotiales; Aspergillaceae. Bases 1 to 861 code for a protein of 286 amino acids. The record is from RefSeq and is a predicted model, not a curated record. Gene Ontology annotation, molecular function: oxidoreductase activity, acting on the CH-OH group of donors, NAD or NADP as acceptor.
AUGAUUCAUCGACAAGUCGCUAUAUACCCCGACCUUAAGGGGAAGGUGGCCUUGGUCAUUGGAGCGGGCCAAUCUGGAGAUGCCAUCAGCAGUUACUGGGGCAUUGGAGCGGCAAUCGCAAAAGUCCUGAGUGAAUCGGGUGCCAAAGUCAUUGCCUGCAAUAGGAGCCUGGAAGCAGCACAACGUACAGCUGCUCGAAUCCGCGCAGAUGGGGGAAUCUGUGAAGCCAUCCAAGGAGACGCGACAAGCCAGAAGGAUAUCAAGCGCGUUGUCGAUAGAGUGAUGACACAUUUCGGCCGAAUCGACGUUCUAGUCAACAACGUCGGCCGAACAUUGACAGGGGAUGCUGGGAGCAUGUCAGAAGAAGACUGGGAUGCACAAAUUUGCCUGAACUUGAAGUCCGUCUUUUUAGGCUGUAACGCCGUGCUGCCUAUCAUGGAGAAGCAAGGAUCUGGCUCUGUGAUUAACAACGCAUCUGUCGCUGGAAUGCGAUACCUGGGUAAACCUCAGAUUGCGUACGCAACAGCGAAGGCAGCAGUUAUUCAUUUCUCGCAGACCACUGGUAUUAUGUAUGCUGGUAAGGGGAUCAGGGUGAACUCGGUUUCCCCCGGAAUGAUGUACACGCCGUUGCUGGAGAUGCUCGGCAAUAGCGAGUCUGCGGCAGAACGGGAAAUCUACAAAAAGGUCACUGAGCAUAAUGUGCCUCAAGGUAGUAUGGGAGAUGCAUUUGAUGUUGCCAAUUGUGUUGCGUUCCUGGCAAGUAAUGCGUCAAGAUACAUUACGGGUCAGAAUUUGGUCAUGGAUGGUGGGCUGACAGGGUCGACUGGUACUGGGUGGUCUUCUCAGCCACGACCAUCCUAG